GGACAGUAGCGAGCAAGUCAAUAUUUGCUCUGCUGGUCUUGCCUCGCUACUCCUGUCCUCCAUCUCGUCGCUAUUCAUGCCCCCUUUUCACUGGGUUUUAUUUGGUUGCGUCGUGCCCAACCAAACAGGUGAGAUAGAUCGGUAGGAGUAGCUGGGUGCACGGGUCGUGAUUUCGGUCGUUGUCUUCCUUUGUGAUUAUAUUGCUUCUAUUACUCUCCCCGGUACCUCUACUACAAUCGGAUCGUGCAAUGGCGACAGAUAUGGCGAGUCAGUAUCAGAUGAUGGAGGAGUUGGGAUGCGGGAGCUUCGGCACGGUAUACAAGGCCAUUGACAAGGCCACGGGGGAGAUCGUUGCGGUGAAGCAUAUCGACCUUGAAUCGAGCGAAGAUGACAUCCAAGAGAUCCAGCAGGAGAUCGCGGUUUUGGCAACAUGCGCUAGUCCAUAUGUGACGCAGUACCGCGGGAGUUUCCUGCGAGGUACCAAGCUGUGGAUCAUCAUGGAAUAUCUCGGGGGUGGUUCUUGUCUUGAUCUGUUGAAACCAGGCGUCUUCAACGAAGCCCAUGUCGCCAUCAUCUGCCAGCAGCUGCUGCAGGGGUUAGACUACUUGCACAGCGAAGGGAAGAUCCACCGAGAUAUUAAGGCUGCCAAUGUUCUACUCUCACAAACAGGAAAGGUAAAGCUAGCGGAUUUUGGAGUUGCUGCGCAGCUCACCAAUAUCAAAUCUCAACGCAAUACCUUUGUUGGCACCCCGUUCUGGAUGGCCCCCGAAGUGAUCCAGCAGGCUGGAUAUGACUUCAAGGCGGAUAUCUGGUCGUUGGGUAUCACUGCAAUUGAGAUGAUUAACGGGGAACCACCGCACGCCAGCACGCAUCCCAUGAAAGUCCUCUUCUUGAUCCCGAAACAUCCCGCCCCGAGAUUAGAAGGUUCUCAGUACAGCAAUACAUUCAAGGACUUUGUCUCUCAAUGUUUGACCAAGGAUCCGGAUCGGAGGCCCACCGCUCGGGAGCUCUUGAGGCACAAGUUCAUCCGCAAUGCUGGGAAAACGGAGGCUUUGCAGGAACUCAUCCAGCGCAAGCAGGAUUGGGAUGCUGGGAGAGGAGUCACGGAGAAUCUCAAGUACUAUGCAGAGUCACUCAAUACGAUCACAAAGUUGGACGAUGACGAUGGGUGGGUGUUUGAUACAGUCAAACCCCAGACGAUGAAGGCCCCAAAGGAUAUCUUGGACAUCGCAGAGGAUGAGGACUACAAUGAGGAUUUGGAUGAGCCAACGGAGAUGAUGGAGCACUUGCAUCUUUCCUCGUCGACUCCUUCAAAAUAUCCUCUCAACUCUACCGUUCGGCGAACGCCAGGUGCAGACCGGAGUCCGUCUGUCCGGCGGUCAACCCGUAAGCGCCGAUCCAGCAGCGUGAAGCAGCCUCUGGCUUUGGAUUUGAGUUUUGGGAACAGUCCGUCGGCAGUACGCCAAUUCCGUCGGGUGUCCGAUAAGGCACUCACUGGGUCAUCCUAUUCACCAUCUUCAGCUCCAGAUGAAAACACCAACCCCAAGGAAUUACAUUCCGAAUUGAAAAGUAAAGAAGCCCUGCUGGGUAGACGGGCAUACGGCAAGGCUGUGGGCAUGGCCUGCCAGGAAGUCUUGGGCACUACGGGGGACCAGGAGAAACGGGAAGCGAUUUCUCGGUUGGCAGAGGCCUGGAGCGAUCUGGAAAUGGUCGAUCCAGAGGGUCUUUACCAUAUCAUCCGGGCAAUGAAUGAGAAACUUCACAGUGACCCGAAACUAUCCCCACUUGUUUCCCGUCCUUCAACACCGGAGUCACCGCAGAAGUCAAAACUGGUCCUGGCCCAGAAUAACCCACAUCUUAAAAGCCAUCGACGACGGCAAUCCGAGCAAGCUACAGAAGCUAACCUGUCACCGUCGCAGUUGUCCAAUCUACCCGGACAGCACGCACCCGGGAUGGAACACACCCGGCAGCUAUCAGAAGUGUUGUAUCAACGAUGGUCGGACGGCCUUUGCAACCGCUGGCAUGGUAUCUAAACUGCCAUUCCUCAAUACCGGGUCUCCUUGCAAAUAUAACUAUUGUACAGACAGGGUUCCGGCGUUGUGGUGAGCUUGUAUAUUUUUCAUAUCUUUACCUUUUGCAAAUACUUUCGCUGCGAUGGAUUGUUAGACAUCUUUUCCUUUUGACUGCUAAUUGACCAAGGGCUUAUGUUUAUAUGGCCGCCAGGAUUCUUGUUGCAGAGCUCACAAAUCUGUAAUAGUUGUCACCCACCUUUCUCUCUUUCUUUUGUUGUCUCUCUACCCUUGUAUUAUUUUUUUUUUUUUUCCCGGUCAUACACAAAUUUCCUUCUUCUCAGGGUUAGCAAGGGAGUUUGGUAUUUUUCACCUUCGUUUGUGAUAUAUGGGUUGGUUUGGUCGGUCUGAAGCAACCUCCCUUGGACAGUCCAAUGUUCUAUACACGCGUUGUGAUUCCCGGAUUAUCUGUCUCUCUUUCGCCGGCGUUUCUCUGCCUUGUCGAUUCCCCCGUCAUCCAUUGUCUGAAUAGGAAACUCUUGCAUCUGGCGUACCCGUUUUUUAGCUUAUUGCUGUUGGGUCUAAUUCAUUUCCGGUCUUAAUUUGAGGAUGUAUCUGGGUAAUUACUCCUGCUUCAGAACAGUUAAAUAUGUCCAUUUGAUACCGCACCGUCCUUGCCAAGCCGUGUACAAGCGUCCACAGCAAACAGUAUGAGUUGAUUGGCG
Molecule: messenger RNA, 2734 nt
Organism: Monascus purpureus
Lineage: Eukaryota; Fungi; Ascomycota; Eurotiomycetes; Eurotiales; Aspergillaceae
Source: the annotation of a GenBank genome assembly